This is a messenger RNA of Chroicocephalus ridibundus (black-headed gull), 1984 nucleotides long. It is a transcript of the gene PLPP5, whose product is annotated as phospholipid phosphatase 5. Gene Ontology annotation, biological process: phospholipid metabolic process; phospholipid dephosphorylation. The record is from RefSeq and is a predicted model, not a curated record. The transcript has 6 exons. The coding region runs from base 776 to 1345 and encodes 189 amino acids. Gene Ontology annotation, molecular function: phosphatidate phosphatase activity. Lineage: Eukaryota; Metazoa; Chordata; Aves; Charadriiformes; Laridae.
CUUACAUUUUUCUCUAAUUAUAAACUCUGCUUUUAAAGCAAAGCCGCUAGCUAAACGACUUGUGUUGCAGAUACCUGUAGUUCUUCAUGCGUGUUACUGAAGGUGCAGUAUAUUACUGCAAACAAGACAACAUCUACAGUCAGUUUUUGUCAUCUUUUUAAGCUUUACCAUCGGGGGUUGCCUUUGGGAUUGUAGCUAAGUUUGUUAGAGCUAGUGAGGACCUUUCACUGUUGUUGUGAUCAGUUUCAAGUCCAUUUCAAGAUGGCUAUAAUCUUGGACUAUAGCACCUGUCUCGCUAGCAGGGAAUGUUUUGCUUAAAGCAGCUAUUUUCAGCAAAGCUUUAUUAUAAUUUGAUUAUGAAGAUGUUUUCUCUAGGCUCUGUUAAAAGGGUUUAAUGUAAAACUGUAAGUGCUGGAUUUCACGUGGGCGAAAUUCGGCUAAAGGGGGGGUCCCUGACUCUGAAGCAGGGCUCUUUGGGUGAGACCUGUGGCUCCAGGCUUGGGCAAGCACCCGCUUUCUUGGCAAAUCGUCCUGGUGAUUUUCUGCAAGGGGUGGGCACUAGGCAUUAAAGGACAAAACCCUGGUGUAGCGUUUGGAUUUGGCGGUGGAAGGCAGGACGUGUGCCAGACGUGCAGGGGAUGGCAGCCUCCUCGGGAGCCCGUCAGACCCACCGUGGAGCUCCCCCGGGGUGAAAUCCUGCAGCUGAAAUCGCCACGGAGAUGUUUUCAUCGCAUUUCUGUCUCCCUUAUUGCUCAUUGUCCUGGCAAGGGUGUUCAUGAACGCUGACCGAGAAGACACGCGGGAAGCCUGCCUCGCUGCCAGCCUUGCUCUUGCCCUGAACGGGGUUUUCACCAAUGCCCUGAAGCUCAUUGUGGGCAGGCCACGGCCAGACUUCUUCUAUCGAUGCUUCCCCGAUGGACGAGCGAACGCGGAGCUGGUGUGCACAGGCGACCCUGGCAUAGUGACUGAGGGACGCAAAAGCUUCCCCAGCGGACAUGCUUCAUUUGCCUUUGCUGGUCUCGCCUUCUCUGCCUUCUACAUCGCCGGGAAGCUGCGCUGCUUCGCUCCUGGCCGGGGAAGCAGAGCUCUGCGGCUCUGCGCCUUCCUGCUCCCGCUGUUCCUCGCCACCCUCAUCGCCGUGUCCCGCACCUGCGACUACAAACACCACUGGCAAGAUGUGUUGGUUGGCUCAGCGAUCGGCUUUGUGCUUGCGUACCUCUGCUACAGGCAGUAUUACCCUCCUCUGGUGGACUCCAUGUGCCACAAACCGUUUCUGUACAAAUCCAAACAACUGCCAGCGCACCAAGAGAAGCCUGCAGCUUCCAGCUUUCACCUGGAUAUAUAGUGAUGGGCUCUGUCCUGCCGGCACCUUUCCUGCUGCUCCCUGAGGGCUCGGGCAGGGGAAGGCCUUGGGGAGGUUGGUCUACGAAAAGUGGCUCAAAUGAGGAUGAACGCGAAACCCAAGCAGGCGUUCUCUGCAGUGCUGCUAAGUUUUCCUGCUCAGGGGCCUGUGUUGCUUCAUUUAGCUGAAUUUUGUAGGCAUCCCUCCUUUUGGGCCUGCUGUGAAGCAAAGGAGGCACUUGGUGUGCAGCCCUGCAGGAGGACAGCCCGGGUACGAAAGGUCCUGAAGCAAGAACUGGAAAAAUGUGACAAUCUGGUGUGCCCCGUCCGGUGGGGUCUUCUUGUGUCCAGGCCAGAAAGCACCAUCGGUCACCUCCCUUCAUUCCAGCCGAGCUGUCCUGUCCCUUCUCAUGGGAAGUGUGUGUCGAAAUGAAGUGCAGGACCUGCUCCCGGCACGGGGCUUAAGUCUGUCUUUUCAAUCACAGCUGAGCUAAUUCGGAGUAAUGAGCGCAAGGUUGCAGUCUUUAACCGUGGAUUAAAUGGAAGAGAGGGAAAAUGAAACUAGCAUGAUCAUUAUUUGUAUUAUUGUGCUAGCCUUGAUUUUUUUCUAAUUUGCCCAAUAAAGUUUAAUUUUUUUUAAUGA